GAUGACGUUUUUGCGUUAUUAUACAAAACACGAAAGGCAGGGUUUCUGGAACAGUUCAAAAGUCCAAAUUGAAAAAAAACCACUGCCUUGUUCUUUAUAAGAUGAAGAAAGUAUUUCUAAAAAAAAACAUGAUGACAUUUUUUGCGUAGUUCCAGGACGGGAUUGUAUAACACAUCUCAUCGAGGGAUCUUUAGAGGAUUAUCGGCUGCCUCCCCUGCAGCGUCAAGAUGCCAGUGGACAGAAUGAGAAUGCGCCCCUGGUUGGAGCAACAGAUCGAGUGUGGGCAAAUUCAAGGUCUACACUGGGUCAAUGAGGAGAAAAAGAUAUUUCAGAUACCAUGGAUGCAUGCAGCCAGACAUGGAUGGGAUUUAGAAAAGGAUGCACCUUUAUUUAUGAACUGGGCCAUUCACACAGGAAAGUAUCGUCCAGGUAUUGACAAACCAGACCCUAAGACGUGGAAGGCAAAUUUCCGCUGUGCUAUGAAUUCUCUACCAGACAUCGAGGAAGUGAAAGAUAAAAGCAUGAAGAGAGGAAGCAAUGCCUUCAGAAUGUACAGAUUGCUUUCCUCAUAUGAAAAAGCUGUUAAGAAAGGGAAGAAAAAGAUGGACCUGGAGCAAAGAGCAAAAAGGGUUUUUCAGAAAAGGAAAGCUGGCAUUCCCAGAAAAUAUAAAAUGACAAAAGAACAAAGUGAAGAGAAUUUAAUGGAAGAAACUACACCGGACAGCACUGUGCUAUUUACUGAGCAGGAGUGCUCCCCUGUGCCCAUGUCAUCUGUGAGGGAGAUGGCUGUAGCUGAAUUACCUGACGUGUGUGCAGUUGUUGAGGUGGCAACGGAGAAUGCAGAACCUGCGUUUAGCUCCACUGAAGUGUGUCUGCCUCUCCAGGACUCCCAUGUUUCAUCCUACAGUGAGAGUGACACAGAGAGCACAUACAGUGAGGAAGACUUAGUACAGCUUCCCCAGGACUUGUCUUUAAAAGCUUCACAAAGAUCAGAAUGUAAUUCUGUGUUAAGGAUCCCAUCAUCAGCUCAGUCCUCACCAAACACAGUAUUCACAUCAACAAAAAUCAAUUUCAAAGUGACCAGCUGCAGAGAGGACUCGCCCCUAUUUGCAUACAACACUCCUCCAUGGUUCCCCUGCCUGUUUAAUUUCCAAAAAGUCACAGACAAAGAACCCUCAAGCACUUCCCCCUCACCAGAUCUCACCAGCAGCCCGACUUCUCAGGCAAGUGUGAUCGCUAAAGCUGUGGACCUCUCUGUUGCAAAACACAAAACACUACAGUGAAGAUACUUUACAUUUACAACCUGCUGCUGUCUAGCUGAUACACCUACAACCCAUUAUUCAGCAUUAAUCAAGUACUCUCAGGUGCAAGAUUUCCCUCAAAUAUUUUCUUGUAUUCGUGUUCAGCUUUUAAAACCAAACUGAUUCCUUGCUAUCUGAAUCCGUUAUACUAUUAUAUUUCUGAAAUAUUUUGCAACACUACCUCAUUCUCAUAACGGUGUUAAAUAUGUAACUUGUAUAACUACCUCACGAAUGUGACACUUGAUCACAGAAGUUGUCAGUGUUAAUCUAGUAAUAAUGCAGCAUUGGGAGAAUAUGCUUGUAUUGAUUUUGCAUUGGAGUGACAUUUCAUACUUGUUGACAGCAGAUGUAAUUAAACAAAGAAUGAAAUAGAAGCGUUACUGGGGAAUUUUUAAGGGGAAUUUGCAUGUAUAUUUUUCUACAGAGUGCUGUAGCACAAUAUUGAGUUUUCUUAAAGAAAUGCUUAAGGUUUAGUACAUUUUCAUAUGAAAUUGUCAUGUCUGAAUGCAUUGAUUUAGCAAAUUUGACAUGUUCGUCAAUUCAGAACGACAGAAUUAUUGAACUGUCUGCCUGGAAACAUUGUUUUACUUGAGGUUUAGCUCUCCCAUGUCCGUAGGGCACUUAAUACUUGAAUAUAGACUCACUAAUUAGAGUUGUGUAUUAACUUGUUGUUUCAAUGUAAGGAGAUUUUUGCUUUCAUUUUUGUAUUAACUUUUUAUGUAACAGUCACUAAUUUGCAUAAUGAACAACUGCAGCACAGAGAUUUAAAAGCAAAUAUAAAAACAGGUUUAUUGUAGUGUCAUAAUGAUUAAAAAAUUACACAAUACAAAAUCUUUUCAGUAUUCAUUUGUUUUUGUAUAAUGUACAUUAAAACAGUGGUUCAAAGAGUUAGUAGUGGUACUAGUUCAAAAGAUGAAUGUGCAGUAGAAAAGCAAAUCACUUGUUGCUGCAUCUUACCUUGAUUUUACAAUAGAGGGAUAAGUCAAAAUGCUAUACAGCUCGGACUGUAUGGCCUAAAUGAUAAAUUGCAUUCUUGGGUUUCUCCUAUUGAGAUUUUCAUUCUUCAUGUCAUUUGUUUUGUCUAUGAUUUCAUUUGUAUUAUACAAGGCUAAAGGUGUACAAUUUCAUGUUAUUAAUUGUGCUAUAUUCCUGACAAAACUUUGUACACCUAUAACAAGCUUAUUAUAAUACUCCUUGCUGAAUUCCAAGUAUGUUUCACUGAAUUGAGAACCUAUAACAACACUGUAGCACAACUGAUCUAAAACAUCUCAAUCAGAUGUAACUUCAAAUUCUGUAUACACAGAUGUUUUAAAAGAAUAGUUCACCCAAAAAUGAAAACAAGAUGUAGAUAAGUUUGUAUCUUCAAUAGCGCUUUCUCAGUAAAAAGUCCAUCCCCUGUUGCCCUUCGUUUGUAAACAGUGCUUGAUCUGUGCA
Messenger RNA from Sinocyclocheilus anshuiensis, 2735 nucleotides. Its product is annotated as interferon regulatory factor 2-like. Gene Ontology annotation, cellular component: nucleus. The coding region runs from base 228 to 1283 and encodes 351 amino acids. Gene Ontology annotation, molecular function: DNA-binding transcription factor activity, RNA polymerase II-specific; RNA polymerase II cis-regulatory region sequence-specific DNA binding. Gene Ontology annotation, biological process: immune system process; regulation of transcription by RNA polymerase II. Lineage: Eukaryota; Metazoa; Chordata; Actinopteri; Cypriniformes; Cyprinidae. The transcript has 9 exons. The record is from RefSeq and is a predicted model, not a curated record.